CUGCGAUUUAGUAGCAAAGCGAACGUUGAGAUUAGCAUACAACAUGAAGCACUUGAGUUUGAUUUUAAUUUUUACAAUUCUAAGCUGCUUGGCUUGCGUCUACGCAAUUGGCGACCAGUCGCUGACAUUCAAAGGCGUGUGCCAGCUGCCAGGCGAUAUGUGCACAGUUCUUUGCCAACAGCAGGGCGGACGUGAUGGGAGAUGCAACAAGAUGCAGCUUUGCAUGUGCAACCCGCUUUAGAACAACUGUUAAUGCGCUUGUUUAUGGUUAAUAAAAAUUAAAGCAAA
Messenger RNA from Drosophila busckii, 288 nucleotides. RefSeq lists its product as uncharacterized. The record is from RefSeq and is a predicted model, not a curated record. The transcript is spliced from 2 exons. Lineage: Eukaryota; Metazoa; Arthropoda; Insecta; Diptera; Drosophilidae. Bases 44 to 241 code for a protein of 65 amino acids.